UCUCUUCAUUCCCUACUCCUCACUACUCUCUUCGAUUGCUGUCAUCCAAGACCCAUUCUAAAGUAAAAUAAUUUCCUUCGGAAAUAUUCACCAGCUUUUAUUGAUCCAUGAUCGUCAUAAAUGUAAUUAACAUUGACUGUUCUGUGCUCUAAAAAAGAAUCUGAAGAUGGAUGUAAGUAUCAUUGAACGCCCACAGGCCUCAUCAACCCCAUUUUUAUCUCAUGAAUGUCAUGAACCACUGGCAAAGCGUCCAAAACUCGAGACGUCGAAUUCCUCAAACCCCAAUAAUCCAAGCAUUGUUUCUGUGCCCAACUCUGAGACUGAAAACAAAUGUUUAAAAACAGAACUCAUGACCCUCCGAGUCAGAUUGUCCGAGUCGGAAGCGACUGUAACCCAGUUGCACAGGAUACGAAGAGAAAUCGAGGAGAUUUUCGAUAAAGAGAGAAUAAUGCUGCAGCUUCAGAUCAAAGUAGACAAAGAGCUGAUAGACCAACUCCAAGUGGAUCUGGAUAAAGCAGUGAGAAGUGCUCAUGAGGCACUCGAAGCCAAAACAUCUGCAGAAGCUGCGAUGUCCCAAAUGGUGAUCGGUAUGGAGGAAAAAUUUUCAGAAUUGUUAAAGGAAAAUACAAGACUGAAAGAAUCAAUUCCCUCAAACUCUGAAGAAUUUCCGGAGUCCCUGGAGGAUACAGAGUCCCUACAGAAGUUGAGGAUUGCAGAGACGAAGAUUCUCGAGUUGGAAGACAAGCUCGAAGAGAGCAUUAUAUCUCAGAAGGAAUUCGAACUUCUCAGUGCUGAGCUGAAUUACGUUACGAAUCAGAAGAUAAAGAUAGAAAAAACUGCAAUUUUGGAGAAGAAAGCUGUUCUCACACGUAUGCAGGAGCUGGAGGACGAGUUACAAUCAUCCCAGAACACCAUUUCAAAUCUUCGCGAAGUUGUGAAGAAAAUGGGAUUGCUGCAGGAGAAGAAAUUGGAGAAUACAGAGACAGUUGAAAAGCAGGUGGUUAAGCUGCAGCAGAAUGGUGAUAAAUCUUCUGCUUCGCCUGAUGAGAUGCGUUGUCCUCAGGAAGAAAAGGAAGUAAGGGAGAUCCAUAAGUUGCAAAAAGAGCCUGAUGGGAGACAAGACGCUAUGAAGAACAAAGGAUCUGACCUAAAAUUGACUGACGAUGGGUCUACGUAUUCAGAUGAUGACGACUCUUCAUGUAAAGUGUCAGACAGAUAUGAAUCGUCAUCAGGUAGUCAACCUGAUGAUAUUGAUACGAAAAUGGAGAUAGCAAUGUCCGAGUCAGGAACGAAGAGUGUUGAAAUCAUGGUGGGGAAUCAUUCAAUUCUAGUUUCAGAUGAGAAAUUCUUUGAAGUUGAUUGGCAGGAUGAAUACAUGGACAAUGGAGACGAGUACAGCUGCAUGAGGUGCGAAAAGACUGAGACCAAUAGAAUGAACAUGGAGGAUCAUGUAUGGGUUGUACAUCAUCAAGGAUAUUUCGAGUGUCCUACAUGUUCUGCUGAUCAUUACAGGUGCCCCUUAGCACGGAGGGACAGUAUCACACAGCAUAUGAUGGAAUGCCAUGCACAUCUGAUACAGUUUGGGUAGUUGAAGGUGAUAGAUUCAUCGAGAGCUGAAACUGAUGGAUUUUUCAACAGUUGAAGUUGAUAGAUUUGUCAGAAGUCGAAGUUCAUGAAUCUGUUCAUCUAUAGUUUCAGGUAGUCCUUUCGAAAAAAGUGAAUGUCAGUCAGUCGUUAUUUUAAUUUUUUCAAAAAAAUCUAGAUUCCGUUCCCAAGUUAUUAACAAUUAAAGUAGUUUUUUAUGACCAUGAUUAACGUUUUAUAGGAAUUUUUAAUGAAUGGCAUCAUUUAUUUAAGGAAAAAAUUCCUCAAAUUGAUGAAUUUGUCAACAAACGAAAAUUGUGAGUUUAUUAACAGUUGCAGUUAAUGAAUUCCAACUUCGUCGAUGAAGAAAUAUUUCGAGGGACAAUUUUACAAUUUAUUUUUUCAUGAUGUCCAAUUAGUUACUACGCCUCCGUCGAAAAAUCAUGGAAGAAACAUUACCUCUAAUGCACAGUUCUUUAUUUUCAGUAAUACUUUCAUUUGUGAGGAUUUCGCGAUCAUUCUGUAAUGAUCAUUUCAUUGUUUUUACGUUGAGAAAUAUUCAACUGACAAAUUAAUCAAGUUAAUAACAUUGCUACUAGUGGGAUCUGUCAGCGUUUUUCAAAUUUGUUUAUCCGUACUCAUUCAAUAUUAAACUGAAUAA
Messenger RNA from Diachasma alloeum, 2245 nucleotides. RefSeq names its product WEB family protein At5g16730, chloroplastic. The record is from RefSeq and is a predicted model, not a curated record. Bases 167 to 1588 code for a protein of 473 amino acids. The transcript is spliced from 2 exons. Lineage: Eukaryota; Metazoa; Arthropoda; Insecta; Hymenoptera; Braconidae.